This is a messenger RNA of Grosmannia clavigera kw1407, 933 nucleotides long. Its product is annotated as mitochondrial oxaloacetate transporter. Lineage: Eukaryota; Fungi; Ascomycota; Sordariomycetes; Ophiostomatales; Ophiostomataceae. The transcript is spliced from 3 exons. Bases 1 to 933 code for a protein of 310 amino acids. The record is from RefSeq and is a predicted model, not a curated record. Gene Ontology annotation, biological process: transmembrane transport.
AUGUCGACAACAGCAGGCGCCUUUCUCGCCGGCGGCAUUGCUGCCUGUGGUGCCGUGACGGCGACGCACCCGUUUGAGACGGUCAAGAUCCGCAUGCAGUUGCAGGGCGAGCUGCAGUCCAAGGGCCACCAGCCGCAUCACUACCGCGGGCCCAUUCACGGAGUCUCGGUGAUCUUGCGCAACGAGGGCAUUCGCGGAAUCUAUCGCGGCAUCAGCUGCGCCUAUGCCUACCAGAUCCUGCUCAACGGCUGCCGUCUGGGCUUCUACGAGCCCAUGCGCAAGAGCCUAUCCGGCCUGCUGUACCGCAACGACGCUGUCCAGAGCCUGCCGAUCAACAUGUUCUGCGGCGCCGCGUCCGGCAUCAUCGGUGCCGCUGCUGGCAGUCCCUUUUUCCUCGUCAAGACGCGCCUCCAGAGCUUCUCUCCCUUCUUUCCCGUCGGCACCCAGCACAAGUACCGCAACGCCCUCGACGGCGUGCGCCAGAUCCACCAGGCCGAUGGCCUGCGUGGGCUCUACCGCGGCGUCAGCGCCGCUAUGAUCCGCACCGGCUUCGGCAGUUCCGUCCAGCUGCCCACAUACUUCUUCGCCAAGCGCCGCCUGCAGAAGCACUUCGGCAUGACCGAGGGCCCCGCUCUGCACCUGACCAGCAGUGCCGCCAGCGGCUGCGUCGUCUGCGUCGUCAUGCACCCUCCAGAUACCAUCAUGUCCCGCAUGUACAACCAGAACGGCAAUCUCUACUCUGGCGUCUUCGACUGCCUGGCCAAGACCAUUCGCACAGAGGGAUUCUUCGCCAUCUACAAGGGCGUCUUGCCGCAUCUAGCUCGGAUAUUGCCGCACACGAUCUUGACCUUGUCGCUAGCCGAGCAGACCAACAAGCUGGUUCGCAAGAUCGAGGAUCGUCUCCUGUCCAGGCCCACGUCCGAGAUCGCAUGA